Mugil cephalus (flathead mullet) is the source of this 3324-nucleotide messenger RNA. RefSeq lists its product as uncharacterized. Gene Ontology annotation, cellular component: plasma membrane. The transcript is spliced from 7 exons. NCBI's taxonomy places the organism in Eukaryota, Metazoa, Chordata, Actinopteri, Mugiliformes, Mugilidae. Bases 36 to 1337 code for a protein of 433 amino acids. Gene Ontology annotation, molecular function: transmembrane signaling receptor activity. The record is from RefSeq and is a predicted model, not a curated record.
CAAAAACUGAGAAGAGGAAGUAACACAUUCUUACAAUGGCUUCAACCAUGUUUUCCACGAGGAGACUUUCUAUACUUAUCCUCUCACUGAUGACAGCUUAUGACUGCAAUCCUGGAGCAAAGGAAUGCAAUGAAGAAUGGGUUGAAUUUAAAUAUGAAAUGAAAAGCUGUCCAAAUGAAAUGGCUAAAAGAACUCUCACUGUGACCAUCAAACAUGGGGACAAGGUUCCAACGUGUUACUCACAAUCGACUUCAUCAUCAGGGAACAGUGAGUGCCUAAAACCAUUUGUUCAGACUGCUUACGAAACAGAUAAAACCACCAUCAUAUGUGACCCGGGAAAACAAUACACGCCCAAGCCCUUGUUGUUUUUCUGCAAAGAAGACGGUUUAACCUGUGAAGAUAUUUUAUCAAGAAAUCCAGACAGGAUAUUCUCUCACAUAGACACCAAGACUGUCUUCAACAUAUCCAUCUGUAAUGUGUCCUCAAAGGAUGAAGGUGUCUACUGGUGUGGAGGAAAAUCAAAAGACGAAGAUAAUAAAAUGAAACUCAAAAAGAUCCAGCUAGGUGUUAGCGAUAUUACAAAGUUAAAAAGAUCACCGAAGGCUGGACAGAACUUCACAUACUGGUGUAGCUACAGCAAAGUUAAUGGUGUCUCAUCCUCAACAAAGUUCAUCUGCAAGGGGGAAGAUACAUCAACAUGUCAACGUCUAGUAAACACCACAAAGGCUGAUGUCAACAACAGGAUUUCUAUGAAAGAUGACAAAGCAAAGAAAAAUAUCACCAUAACAAUGAGAGAAGUAACAACAGGUGACAGCAGGACAUACUGGUGUGGAGUAGAAACUGACAGUCAAUGCAGCAGCACAUUCAUCAACAAAGCGACGGUGACUGUGGGUGUUCCUAAUCUAGUCAUUGGUGUGAUCGUCUGUGGAGCUGUGCUGCUGCUUGUGAUAGUUUGGAUCCUCGUCUAUAAACGAUUUUCAUGUUCAAGAAACCCAAGCAAUGCAGGUGCAGAACAGCAUUACAAAGAGGAUCAUGUCUAUGAGGAGAUAGAGGAACGCUUCCAGAAACCAGACUCACAAAAUACAAUGAACGCAGUUUAUGUGACUGUCGGCCAUCCUACAAACGACCCUGCCUUGCUGCAUUACUCUACCGUCCACUUUCAAAACAGCGCUGACGAGACAGGCGGGGAGGCACUGAUCCACAAACCCAGCUCAUCUGCCUGCCAAUAUUCUCCUCUAAAGUACAACAACACGCAAACAUCCUCGACAAUCUAUCAGCCAUCAACACCAGCCCAGGAUCCCCUCUACUCAACAAUCAAGAAGCCACGGCAGCAAUGAACAUUUUCUAAAAUGUACGCUCAAUAAUUCAUUACAUUUAGGUGUGGUCCAGACUUCAGGGAUUUAACCAAGCUGUUUGUUUAGAGAAAUGGCCUAAGUGAUGUUUAAGACAUGUUGUGCUCUGGCACAACUAUGGUGUAAAAUAUAUUACUAAGAAUAUGAAGAAUGUGAUGCUUCUCAUGGAAGCACCAUUUAUGGGAUUGUACACUGCCUUCUACAACAUGAUCGGGGGGGAGGGGAACAAAGGUGUGUCCUUUGUUCACCACCGAGGUCACAAAUUCAAGUUGCAGGUUAAAUGACUAUAGACUAUAGAUGACAACAACAAAGCUCAAGUAUUUCAUUGAUUUCAAUCACUACAUACACUGGCAUGGUUGAAGUCUUCUAUGCUUAGUCAAGGUAUGUACCAGGUAAACUAAUUAGGCCCAGUUACAUUACCCAGUCACGUCCAAAAAGAGAAGAGUGUGGUUAGCGUCCUGAUUUGCCAGUCAUGCUGUUGCUGGGUUGCAAAGUCCAAUCGAUGGUGUCCUUGUUGAAAGAACUACAGCUGUCCUGGUUGUGUAGUUCCAGUUUUGUUGAGGAGAGUACUUGGUUCUCCUUGAAGAGUUGAAUAGUUGUUCUGUUUUGUGGCUCUGUUGCUUGUUAACUCAAUUAGCACGGCAAGGCAGGGCUCGGCACAGUUCGGGUCUGUUUCCAUUACAACUGAGUACCACAUAGUACCUCGUUGACGUGGGUGGGGUCGUCAUAACACGGCUGCGCGAAACUGCCGUGACGUCAUUUAGACCAGAACAACAACAGACGAUAGAACACGAACUGCAAAAACUCGAUGUUUGAGGGUAAGCAAAUGGUUGCUAAAGCUAGCAUGGUAGCCUUUACAUUGUACAAUAAUGGCUGCAGGCUUGGUUUUAAAAAGUGGUGGGGUCGGGUCUUGUGUUUAUUUACAGUCUGGUUGGUCAUUACGCGCUUAUGACGCUUCCAGUGACGACAUUUGUCGGCCAAUCAGUGGAAGGCAGUCGGCUGACGUUAUAUUUUAGUAUCGCUUUGGCUUGCUUGGAACCACGGCUGAGGUGAUACCAAAAUAGUACCUGGUACCAAGUACUACGUGCUAUUGUGCCGCGCUGUACCGUACCUAACCAUGCCGGUGGAAAUGCGCCAUUUGUUUUGUGUUUGUUGGUUCCGUCCUUAAAUUCUUUGGUAGGCACUUGCAUCGCUACCAAGGUCCAGUCCAGGCCUCUGCUUUGUGCAGGCCUGAUGGAAGUUGGAGAGCUGUAGCAGUUUUAUUGGCUUGAUGACCUCAGAGGUCUUGGCCAUACAGUGACCAAUGGGGGUCACACACAGGUUUCACACCUAGGUGUGAAAAGGUGAAGGUUGCUGGGAGGUUGAGUCCAAAGGCCUUCUUUGUCUGGGGAACAAAAAGAGAACCAUACGACCUUGUCCUCCAUUUUGAAUAGAGUGAGUCCCAACAGACACAAAAGAAAGCAAUCAAUACUUUGGUUAAUAUCAUCAGCUGAUCUAACUAAAGACUAAAUACUGAGAACCCCAUGUAACCUUAUUUAACUAUGUUUGUUAUUAGUGCUAAUGUCAACAUUCCAGCUUUCACUUUCAUUCAAGAUGUCCAAUAUACCGCCUUCUGCCUAACAAAUGCUAGCACGAUAGCAUGCUCACAAAAGGAUUCAGCUCAAAGCAGGUCAGUCCCAAGUACAGAUGUCUUAUCUACAUGUCUGAUUUUUUUAGUGAGUGUGAAAGCAGCGUUAGAGUCUGUCUUGUCUCAGGUGUGCAGAUGUGAUUUUGAUUUGAUUAAAUGUUUGCUCGUUUUCAAAAUUAACUUUCUCGCACAAGCGUCAAUAUAUAUUCUUGAAACAAAGAGCAGUGGUUUAACGUGAUUAAAUAUUACACUUUUUUAGUAUGUUUACUACAUAGUUGAAUUCAUGUACGCCGUAGAUACAGGGAUGUGCUGUGACCACAUUUUCGGGGUGAAAUGAAAACACUG